Messenger RNA from Heterostelium album PN500, 1167 nucleotides. RefSeq names its product putative transmembrane protein. NCBI's taxonomy places the organism in Eukaryota, Evosea, Eumycetozoa, Acytosteliales, Acytosteliaceae. Bases 1 to 1167 code for a protein of 388 amino acids. The record is from RefSeq and is a predicted model, not a curated record. The transcript has 2 exons.
AUGAGAGUAGUAUUAUUAUUAGUAACUUUAGUUUUAUCUGUUUUAGCUGUUUCGAAUGCUACCAAUUUGGCAGCUGUUGAAGAUUUCGGUGGUGUUGUUAUUGGAGAUGUUAGUAAGGGUGCCAUUCGUGCUUAUGGUUUAACCCAAGGUCUCAGUGGUUUCACUGUUUCAGGUUUGUCUCUCUUUGGUUCCGUCGACGAUAACUCUGCCAGUGUCCAAGCCGACUUCAACUCUUUUGCUUUCACUGGUCUCCAACAAUGUGCUUACGCUUUGAGCUACAACAAGAUCGCCGCCAAUGCCGGUACCGGUACUGGAUCGGUCGAUGCCGACGUCUUAUAUGCCACCUACUUCCCAUCUUUGAUCGUUGAGUACGAAGAGACCGACGGUGGAAAUGGUUACCAAUACGGUAAGGAUAAACUUUUGGGUUGGUCACGUCUCAACCAAUGGGGUUCAAUCAUUCCAGGUGUCAACAACUGGGAUAUCAAGUCAAGCUCAAAGAACUACGACGCCACUGUCAACGGAAAGAACUACACUUUCCCAAUCUUCCAAGUCAACACCACCUCACCAAACAACAUGGUCACCUUCAGAUUCGUCAUUCCAGGUGCCAACGUUGAAAUCAACGACCUCGAAUUGAGUGCCGAACAAACCAAGAUCGACAUUCAAAUCAACAACUACUAUGACUCCACUGUCAACAAGAGAACCACCGGUUGUGAUUCCACCGACGUCCCAUUCUCAUGUGAUGCUACCGGUCCAUCUGACAAUGCCAACUCACGUCUCGCUUUGAUCUCCUUCUUUGCUACUCUCUCUGCUCAAGCCAGCGUUGGAGCUUCCGGUUCAAACGGUGUCAGCACCAACGGUGGUGCCAUCACCGCUGCCUUUGACUGGGUCACCUCUGUCACCAUCAACGGAACCAAAUCUGCCUCUGUCCACACCGAAGUCGAUGUUCUCACCUCUGGUUUGAACAACCAAUACGGUAACUUUGACUUGAAGAUCGGUCUCAACGGUUUCGCCAACAUCAAUGCCAACGUUUUGGUUCAAUCAUUCGACGCUGUUCGUCCAUCCAACGUUGUCUGGGAUCCAGUUUUGGGAGGUCAAGCCAACUCUGCCUCUGUUGUCAUCCCAUCGAUUGCAGUCAUCCUCGUCGCAAUCAUUGCUUUAUUAUUCUAA